GAAACAGCUACCAUGACCACUGUCACCACCACUACUCCGCCUCUCAAUCAAUCUUCUUUUGACCUGACUGGUCCAUAUGGAGAUUGGAGAGACGACCUUCAUAACCAGGGCUAUGUCGUGAUCAAGAAUGCUAUCGACCCAGAAAGGGCCCAAGGCUAUCAGCGCAAAGCCCUGGACUGGCUCAAGUCCUUCAGCCCGGCCCUCGACCUUGACGAUCCUUCUACGUGGAUCAAAGACAACUUGCCGGUCCAAAGCAAAGUGAAUACAUUCAAUGGGUAUUCCGUCACCCAUGAGAAAUUCAUGUGGGAUGCUCGCAUGGAACCGAAGGUAUUGGAGGCGUUUGCCAAGCUCUGGGGUACCGACGAGCUACUCGUCUCGUUUGACGCAUUGAACGUCACUCUACCGAACCAAAAAGAUAAGCCUGCUCAAAAGCCAUGGCCCCACGUGGACCAGUCGCCGUUCCGUCGCGGGCUCCACUGUAUUCAGGGCAUUAUCAACCUAAGCCAUGCGGGUCCCGAAGAUGGAUCCCUGAUGGUGUUCCCGAGGUCGAACACCGUCACCGAGGGGUUCUUCGACACCGAGACCGAUCCAUCCACCUGGGAGCAAAAGGACAUACGCUUAUUCAGCGAGGAAGAAAUCAAGUGGUUUGAAGAUCGUGGUAUGAAACCAUCCAAGGUGCUCGCAGAGCCCGGGGAUUUAAUCUUAUGGGAUUCACGUACUGUACAUUGGGGUGGGGAACCAACAGUCCACAGCGACACGAUUCGAACGGUGAUUUAUGCAUCAUAUGCCCCUUUGGAGUUAGCCACGGAAGAGAGUUUGAGGCGGAAGCAAGAAGCCUUUGAAUCUUACCGAGCCACGACUCAUUGGCCACACGAGAAUAUAGUUAUACGCGAUGGAGUGGUGCGUCUCCCGGAUGGCAGUGUUGAUCCCCGCAAUCGAUCUAUCCCGUUGGAGGUGCCAGAGCACACAGAUCGGUUGCUUCAACUAGCAGGUGUAAAGUCUUAUCGUGAGCCUUUGACGUCGAUCUUCCGUAUUGCUCACAAGGCAAAUAUGAAAUCAUUUGAAUCUCGCCCUCCCGUUGAUUAUCCACGGAAGCGUGCAUCAAUCGCAUGUAAUUUCUGUCGACAUCGGAAACGAAAGUGCGAUGGUCAAAAGCCGACAUGUGGCCUUUGCACUGAUGCGGGGGCUCAGUGUGUCUAUCAAGAAAGCGACAGGGUGCAGGAUAUCCCAGCUGAAAUCCUGCUUCGCUUGACCCAUCUGGAAACCCUGAUCGAGCAACAAAAGGACGCCAUCACCGAGCUCUCAGCCCGAGUAGCCUCUUCCUCGGAUCAUCCAGCUCGGUCGGCCCCCUCUAUCUAUUCGUCACAGCCAAAAUACGACUGGGAUCCAUCAUCGGAACAUGUCUACGAUAAAUCCUCCUUCGGCCUCUUUUCGCCCGAGAACACAUACGGCAAUGAAUAUGCAUUUACUAUUCCUUUCGCUCAUCAUACGCCAACAGGAAGCCUAUUUGCGUUGGAUCGAAUCAAGAAUCUGGUUGGCGACUACCCCCAAGACUUUUUCAAGCAGAUAGAGAAAAAGCGACCAUUCAACAGCAUCCAGGUCACAGGCAUACCUCAGGCAUUUGAACAAAUCGACAGAUCCCGACUGCAUCCCCAGGUCACCAAACCUCUGAUCACCGAGUUCCUCCACCAUGUCCAUCCAUUCUUCCCCAUUGUCGAGCCGCAGUUGUUACAUAUGCUCUUUGACACCUUCUCAACAUACACCAAGGUCAACAGCAUCCAGACUUCACUUUAUCUCAUCAUUCUGGCUCUGGGGAAGGUCUCCUCGAAUCCUCAACGCAUUUUUGACAUCGAAGCCGACAAAGAUCUGAGUGGGAUGGAAUAUUUCGCUUCCGCAUAUCACUACCUGAACAACCCGUUGAUAACGUCCUUUACAGCGGACCACCUGUUGCCUUUGGCUUUAUUCUACGGCUCGAUUUAUCUACGUUACAUAGGACGCCCAAUCCAAGCCUGGCAAAUGAUUCACGAUGCGUCCGGUAGUGUGCAGAUCAUGAUUUCCGAACUACACGACAUGAACACGCAUGAAGAGAGAGCUAGUCUCUACCGGAUUGCUUGGGGUUGCUUCAUUCUCGAAUGUGACGAUCUCGCAGAGUUUCAUUUCCCCCCCAGUGGCAUUGAACUCCUCGUCGACAGAUUGCCCUUUCCUCGAAUUUCGGAAGAUAGCCGGAAUGGCCACCUUGUUUUCCUCGCAAUGUGCUCCAUUCGAAAGCUUCUCAACCGUGUGCACAGUGCUCUCUAUGCAAAAUCUGACCAGGAUAAUUUCCAUGCCAGCCCCCCGCCUCAACACACAAGUGAUACCCCCAGUGCAACUCCCCAAAAGCAUUCGAUUACAUCUCUUAAGACAAUUAGCGAGGAACUCGAUCGUCAAUUGGAGGACUGGUUUGGCUCGCUCCCAAAUCCCAUCCGGCCAACCCUCGGCAAUACAAUAUCCGCAGAUCACCCUUAUGACACUUACAUUCUCGCCCGGUACUAUGCCACAAAACACAUCAUCUGUCGCCCGAGUCUAAUUUUUGCUGCCCACACCCAGGGCAGUACGGUAUUGCCAGAGUUCGUUUUCGCGAAUUGCAAGAAGUGCGUCGAUAGCUGUCGCAAAUUCAUAUGGGCCGCAUCGAUUCUUAUGCGGCAGAGAACACACGGAAACUGGCACACAAUGCAAUCAAUGCUGGCUGCCAUUUUUACUCUCUCAACUGCGAAAACCACUCCGGCUUUAGAGGCCCUCGUUCCGGACUUCGACGAGCUAGUGAAAGAAGCAAUUCAAUGCAUUGAGCUAUGGGCGGGGCAUUGCGAAACAGCAGAUACAGUCAUCAGCAUGUUGAAGACAACCCGCCAGAAAAUUAAUUCCAUUCAUGGUGUUCGACUCGCAGGGGAGCCGUCCACCUGGGAUAUCCAGAUUGGAUACCCUGCAGACUCCCCACAGGGCACAGUCACCUCUGUGACCCCGCAUGAACCCUCUACUAAGGAUGAGUUCGAGUCUCCUCUAGCCCUACCAGCUUUAACACACCCUCACAUUCACCUGGAUAAAGCCUUUAUCCACAGCGCACCUGAAUAUGCCCCAUUUCUACCUACAGCUGGCACGUUCCAGGAGGCUUUGACCUCCACGACCAAGGCUAAACAACAAUUCAGCCAUGCUGAUCUCAUUAGAAGAGGAGAGUGGCUUCUUGCUGAGUCUGUUGCAUCAGGUGUCACUGCAAUGAGAGCGUUUGUGGAGGUAGACCAUACAGUGCAGCUGAUCUGUUUAGAAGCUGGGGUUGCAUUGAAAAACCAAUGGAAAGAUUCUUGCGAUAUCCAAAUCGUCUGUUUCGCGCAAGAUCCUAUAUUCUCUACUGAACAUGGAGAGCAAAACAUGGCCUUUCUGGAAACUGCUCUCCAUAAAUAUUCGCAAAUCGAUGUUAUCGGGACAACACCAUACGUCGAAUCGAGCCCCGACGCUGCAAAGGAAAACAUUGAAUGGGCGAUUGAUCGUGCCUUGCAGCUGAACAAACACGUCGACUUCCAUCUCGAUUACAACCUCGAUUCAAACAAAGAGGCCCUAGUUUGGCAUGUCUUGCAAACGCUCAAACAGCGAAGUUGGACUACCCACUCAACAGACAAGCGUGUCAUGCUUGGUCAUUGCACACGGCUGACACUGCUCACGGAGAACGAAUGGGCCCGACUGGCAACUGAAAUCCACAAGAAUGAACUCCCAGUCAGCUUUGUAGGUCUUCCAACAAGCGAUAUGUACAUGGCGUCACCUCCCAGAACGAGCGGGGACUGCAACCUAUCACAAGAGCGCCCGAGAGGCACUCUACAGGUCCUAGAGAUGAUCCAAAAAUACAAUCUGGAUGCCGUGAUCGGGGUGAAUAAUGUCGGCAAUUCAUUUACCCCAUGGGGUUUGCCUGAUCCGUUAUCGUUAGCUUGUCUCGGCGUGGGAAUCUACCAGGCUGGAAGCCAGGCGGAUGCAGGGUUACUCUAUGAAUGUGUUUCGACACGAGCCAGGGCGGCUAUUGGGCUCUUACCAUCCCAUUCGGGUCUAUGUGUAAAGCAGGGGUGUCGACCGGACCUGUUGGUGGUUCAUCAUAGAGAUGACACUGGGUGUGGUGUGUCUCGGCCGCGAACAAAUAUUGCAGAGGUUGUGUGGACUCCGCCGGGGAAAUUGAAUAGGGAUGUGGUUUCUGGUGGACGACUUAAGAUUUCGCCUUUUGCUGCGGAGUCAGACGCUCUGUAUCGAUUUUGA
Penicillium hordei is the source of this 4272-nucleotide messenger RNA. RefSeq names its product putative zinc metallopeptidase. The annotation marks the transcript as partial. NCBI's taxonomy places the organism in Eukaryota, Fungi, Ascomycota, Eurotiomycetes, Eurotiales, Aspergillaceae. The record is from RefSeq and is a predicted model, not a curated record. Gene Ontology annotation, biological process: regulation of DNA-templated transcription. The transcript has 9 exons. Gene Ontology annotation, molecular function: zinc ion binding; DNA-binding transcription factor activity, RNA polymerase II-specific; hydrolase activity, acting on carbon-nitrogen (but not peptide) bonds, in cyclic amidines.